Molecule: messenger RNA, 510 nt
Organism: Linum tenue
Lineage: Eukaryota; Viridiplantae; Streptophyta; Magnoliopsida; Malpighiales; Linaceae
Source: the annotation of a GenBank genome assembly
AUGCUCUCAUUAUCUUCACCACCGGCGGCAGCCACAAUAUCGACCUUCUUCCAUUCCAGGCUCCGAGUUCCUAAUGCCGCUGCCGCCAGGGUGUCAAACCAGCACAGACGGCGUCUCAGCGUGGUGGCGAAGGCGGAGGAGAGCGGCGGAGUGGGCGCGGUAGAGAAAGCUGCAAUAGCAGGGGGAUUGAUCGCGAACCCAGUGAUCGCUUGGUCGCUCUACACCCUCAAGACCACCGGCUGCGGGCUCCCGCCGGGGCCGGGCGGCUCCAUCGGGGCGAUUGAGGGAAUCAGCUACUUGGCGGUGGUGGGAAUCAUUGGGUGGUCGGUCUAUACCAAGUCCAAAACCGGGUCGGGUCUUCCCCAAGGCCCGUUCGGGUUGCUUGGAGCCGUGGAAGGGCUGUCUUACCUGUCGUUGGUCGCGAUCUUGGUGGUUUUCGGGCUGCAGUUUCUGGGUACAGGCUACAUUCCGGGUCCUGUUCCGGUUCCCGGCGAUCAGUGCUUUGGGUGA